Molecule: messenger RNA, 846 nt
Organism: Punctularia strigosozonata HHB-11173 SS5
Lineage: Eukaryota; Fungi; Basidiomycota; Agaricomycetes; Corticiales; Punctulariaceae
Exons: 4
Coding region: 1-846 (281 amino acids)
Source: RefSeq, a predicted model, not a curated record
AUGCAGCCAUCUAGGAAGGACGUGUCGAAACCUGACGAUGACGACGAUGAAGAUGAUACCGACUAUGUUCCUCCCGCUGCUCGGGCAGAUUCCCCGGACGACUCAUCUGACUCUGAGGAUGGGAAGCCAGGACCAAGCGUGAAGCGGCGCAAGACGUCCCCAGACUCUGCAGCAGAGCAAGUAGACGCCAAAAGCCAGAAGAACGCCCGCGAUGCCCUGUGGGCCGAGUUUCAGAGCACAGUCGCGAACCCACGUCCAAAAGAGGGACCUCCUGCGAGGAGACGGAUAAAGGUAGAGAAAAUAUAUCGCUUUGCGGGAGAAGAUGUAUGCGAAGUGGUGGAGGUGGACGAAGACUCGGAGGAUGCCAAAAGGUGGCCUCUGUGGCGUCCCUCAGUGGACAACUCCGGUGCUACCACCUCUGAACCGGCAUCGAAGGCGGCGAUACCCAACCCAGCCCACUCGGAAGUAAACGCAACUUCCGCAUCUCCUGCAUCAACGCCGACUGUACAUUCCGGUUCCGUCGCAUCCGCAACCGCAUCCACCCCUGCUCCCAACCCCCAGCCAAAACCCCCCGCAAAACGCCUCGGCCCGCGCAAAUCCAAGCUAUCGUUGAGCUCCCUCCCAGACCCUUCCUCGUCCACAUCCAAACCGAAGAAGCUCUCGACGCUCGACAAGUCCGCGAUGGACUGGCAAGCGCACCUAGCCUCAGCCGGUGCGGAUAAGGACGCCCUCGAGGCGAACCGGCGCGGCGGAGGCUACCUUGACAAAGUUGAGUUCCUUGAGCGCGUCUCGGAACGGCGCGAGGAUGCGCUCGAGAAGAGCAAGCCAUCCAAGAGGCGGCGGUGA